AUGACGUCAUUACAUCAUACUAGUUCAAGUUUUCCUUUUCUGCAAAAUUCGGUAGCGGAUUUAACUUUGUCUUCAUCACAAAUCGCCGCGCGUCACGUAAUGUCCAAGGAUUUGCCUGUAUUUUCUGGCAAUCCCGAAGAUUGGCCGCUCUUCAUUACCAAUUUCGAGCAGUCGACCGAAAGGUGUGGUUUUACAGACCAGGAAAAUUUAAUUCGCCUGCAAAAAUGCUUAAAGGGUCCAGCUGUUAGGGGAAAGCUGAUGAUGCCUAGCACGGUGUCAUUUGCCAUUGCAACGCUACGCAUGUUGUAUGGUCGACCCGACGUCAUCCACCACACCCUUCAGAAGAAAUUAAGGCAACAACCUAUGGUCAAAAUGGAAAAGUUGGAAUCGCUGGUAAACUUUGCAUUGGCCGUGCAAAAUUAUAGGGCCACAAUGCAAGCUAUUGGGCUUCAGGACUACUUGAAUGAUCCCAUGCUAUUAAACGAUUUGCUCUAUAAGCUUCCAAGCGAUCUUAGAUUGGAUUUGGGCAAGCACCGAAUGACGCUUGCACGAGUUGAUAUAGCAAUAUUUGACAACUGGCUUUUCCAACUUGCCACCUGCGCCAGCCAAGUUACACCUAUAGGGCAUAGCAAUGCCACACUUUCUGCUAGUGAGGAAAGAAAGGGACAUCGUAAAUUAUCCGGAGAACGGGUUAUGCUUCACGACGUUCGCCGCAGUGAAGGAGAAAGCUGUCCAAAAUGUUCUAAGCAACAUUGUCUGUCAGACUGUGUCGAAUUCAAAGCGUUGAAUGGAGACAUGAGGUGGAAAUUCGUCCGUGAGAAAAAAUUAUGUAUAAGGUGUUUCAAAGGGCACUUCGUGCGACGCUGCAACUCUAAAAAGACAUGUUCCGUUGAUGGCUGCAAAAUGCCCCACAAUCCACUGCCUCACGCACCCACGCAAGGUAAUAUGAGAUCCUUGGCAAUAUCUGAAGGCGUAGAUGAUCUUGCUCGUAAUACCACCGUUUUAUUUCAUGCCAAGGAAAAUAAAAGCACGAUUUUCCGCUAUAUAGCCGUGACACUUCAUGGUAAAACGGGGUCAAUAGAAGCAUACGCGUUCAUUGACGAAGGGUCAGCGUGCACUCUUGUCGAAGACGGGUUGGCAGCUGAACUUGGUCUCGACGGACCGACAGAAGACCUCUGCCUUCAGUGGACAGGUGAGGUUACACAAAACGAGGCGAAUUCAAAAUCUGUUUCGCUGCAUAUUUCAGCUCGAAGUUCAGGUUCAAAGAAAUACUUAAUAAAAAAUGUACGCACUGUAACCAAUCUCAAUUUGCCCAUUCAGACACUUGAGAGCGCUGCCAUAUCAUAUCGAGAGCAUUUGAGAAAAUUACCAAUUCAUCCAUAUGUAGCAGCCCAGGCGCGUAUUUUUAUCGGCCUCGAUAACAUUAAGCUUGGUGUUCCUUUGCAAACUCGUGAUAAAGAUGGCGACGACCUAGUAGCAGCGAAAUGUAAAAUAGGGUGGUCCGUCUAUGGACGUAACGACGUAAACGAAGCCUCACGCCAACGUGUGAUGCAUAUUUGCACAUGCAGUGUAGAUAGCCGCAUUGAGGAGUUAGUCAAGUCACACUAUACGGUAGAAUCGAUCGGCGUGAAAGACGUAUCCCCUUUAGUUUCUAAGGAAGAUGAGCGUUCGCAGCGUAUAAUGAAUUCAACUACAAAAUAUCUUCCAAGCGAAAAGCGAUGGGAAACCGGUCUUCUCUGGAAGUAUGACCAGAUCCAGCUGCCUGAGUCCUUACCUAUGGCUAAGCGCCGUCUUCAGUGCCUUGAGAAAAGGAUAGCACGUGAUCCUAGCUUAAAAACAUUUCUGGUAGACACCAUUCAGCAAUGCGAACAGAAGGGUUAUGUGCGAAAAGUACGUAAAGAUGAAGUGCUGGCUGGUCCCAAAUCCUGGUAUAUACCAAUUUUCACCGUAACCAACCCCAACAAAAACAAAACUAGGUUGGUGUGGGAUGCUGCGGCUGCGGUUGAUAAGGUUGCUUUAAAUUCUGUACUCCUAAAACGUCCAGACCUAUUGAAAUCAAUGGUAGGUAUUCUGGUCUGCUUUCGUGAAAAUCCAAUAGCUUUGUGCGGCGACAUCCGUGAGAUGUUUCACCAAAUACGUGUCAGGCAGGAGGAUCAAACUGUUCAAAAGUUUUUAUGGCGGAAUGGUGAAACAUCAAAGGAACCGAAUGUAUAUGUCAUGCAAGUUACGACGUUUGGUGCAACUUGCUCUCCAUCAAUAGCUAAUUAUGUCAAGAAUAAAAAUACUUCUCGUUUCGAAGUUCAUCAUCCAUAUGCCGUUAAAACGAUUUUGGAUAAUACCUUUGUAGACGACUGGCUACAAAGCAUGCAAACUGAAGACGAGAUGAUCAAAUUAGCUACAACAGUUCGCCACAUUCACGCCGAUGGAGGGUUUGAAAUGCGAAACUGGAUAUCAAACUCCACGAAAGUUUUGGUGGCCUUGACAGGGCAGUCAGAGCAGAACAACAAGUAUAUCGAAGAACCAAAUUUAAAACACGAGAAGGUACUAGGUAUGUGGUGGUCACUGAUGGCGGAUGUGUUGACGUUUUUCGAACAUUUCCCGAAACAAGUUUAUAAUGAAAUCAACAUCCCAACGAAGCGCCAAAUGUUACGUGUUAUAAUGACUGUAUUUGACCCGUUAGGAUUGUUGGGUUUCUACCUCAUCUCUGCGAAAAUUUUAAUGCAGGAGGUAUGGCGUUCGGGCGUCUCGUGGGACGAACCAAUAGGUAAAGAAGAGCAGGAGAAAUGGUGGCAGUGGAUACGACGCCUGCCUGCCAUCACUGAUAUUAAGGUGCCUCGGUGUUAUCCGUUAGUAAGUCAUGGCGAACGAGUCCAGCUACACACAUUUGUGGACGCCAGCGUAGAUGCUUAUGCGGCCGUCGUCUACCUCCGCGCAGAGAAAAAUGCUGAUGUUGAUUGUUGCUUGGUUGCGUCCAAAACCCGAGUUGCGCCACUUAAGCCAGUAUCGAUCCCUAGAUUGGAGUUAAUGGGUGCGAUACUAGGUUUGCGACUGUCAAAGUUUAUUGCUACAGAGUUGUCCAUUUGUAUAGAAAAGCGAGUAUUUUGGACCGAUUCCAAAAAUGUCCUAUAUUGGAUAAAAUCAGACGCCAGAAAAUUUCAUCAGUUUGUGGCGGUGCGGGUAGGUGAGAUCUUAGAAGACUCCAGUAUCGAUGAAUGGCGGUGGGUGCCAUCGGGAGAUAAUGUCGCUGAUGAAGGUACCAAAAGGUCACCGAAGCCAGAAUUUGAUGGAGCGGUGCGUUGGUAUGUGGGGCCUACGUUUUUGUCUCAGCCGGAAAUGAAUUGGCCACAAACCAAUAUGGACUAUGAUCAAGAGCAAGAUCACGAGCUAGUUUGCCAUGUCGCACUGCACACGCCUCAGUUUAUGUCUCGCCGUGGUGUACCAAAGUGCAUUUGGUCAGACAACGGCACCAAUUUUCGCGGUUCUAGCCGGAUACUGAAAAAUGAAAUGGAGCGAAUGAUAUCUGGUGAGCUGGAGCGUCGACAUCCUGAAGUGAAGUGGCACUUUAUUCCACCGGCAUCGCCUCAUAUGGGAUGCGUUUGGGAGCGCAUGGUUCGCUCGAUUAAAUCCAUUUUUAUGGACAUCCUUCCAAAGGUAAAUGUUCGCGAAGAGGUGCUCCGUGCUUCUCUGGCUGACAUCGAGUACAUAUUGAAUUCUCGUCCACUGACCUAUGUGCCAAUAGAUUAUCCGGAAAUGGAAGCACUAACACCAAACCAUUUUCUGCUUGGUGAUUCUAAUGGAAUACGAGAACGAAACGAGCAGAGUACUACCGGGGCAGUUUUGGGUAAGAACUUUCGAAUAACCAGUCAAAUUUCGGACCAGUUUUGGAAGCGGUGGGUUCGUGAGUAUCUACCAUGUCUAACCAGACGAGCUAAGUCGUUCCAAAAGUCACCCGACCCCAUCGCUAUCGACGACGUGGUUGUAAUCGCAGAUGAUAAUUAG
Molecule: messenger RNA, 3999 nt
Organism: Rhagoletis zephyria (snowberry fruit fly)
Lineage: Eukaryota; Metazoa; Arthropoda; Insecta; Diptera; Tephritidae
Molecular function (GO): nucleic acid binding
Source: RefSeq, a predicted model, not a curated record